This is a messenger RNA of Aspergillus brunneoviolaceus CBS 621.78, 1279 nucleotides long. RefSeq names its product putative oxidoreductase. Gene Ontology annotation, molecular function: dioxygenase activity. The transcript has 5 exons. The record is from RefSeq and is a predicted model, not a curated record. NCBI's taxonomy places the organism in Eukaryota, Fungi, Ascomycota, Eurotiomycetes, Eurotiales, Aspergillaceae. The coding region runs from base 161 to 1279 and encodes 372 amino acids.
CGGAAUAUCUGAUCUCGAACGGUAGAUGUUAAUUCCGGUUGACUCAAUUUAAACAUCACUUUUUUGAUAACAGAUUGGCGAUUACACUUCUCUUCCUACCGCUUAGCCCUCCUGUCAGGUGCGCAUCAAACGCUCAGCCGCCACACAAAUUGAGUACACCAUGACGAUCUCCAACAACGCGACGACCGACACUGUCGAAUUUCCUCCUGAACUGCCUAUAGCGCAGCUGCACACUAUUGAUCUGGGGAGGCUGCAAGCCGGUGACGAGGAUGAAGCUCAGCGCCUACUCGACGCCAGUCGCAAGGAUGGUGUCUUCUAUUUGAAUCUUGCAUCUGCGCAGAAGGAAAUCGUUCCGGUCCUGGAUUCUAUCUACGAGCUUUCAAACGGACUCUUUAGUCUGCCGCUCGAAGAGAAAUGUCGGUAUGAUGUGGAUAGGCUGGGUAAAAUGAAAUGCAAUGGAUACAAGCCCUUGGGUCGCAACUUCGGAGGACUAGAGGGUAAACGCGAUGGAUUCGAGACCUACGUGAUCCCCAAGAACGGAAUCCUGAGCCUGGACAACCAGCGGGACUUUCCCCGCCCCCCACUGAUUGACCACUACAUGAACACCCUGCAACAGUUCACCACCUUCGUCAACACAACCUCCCAGACUAUUUUCGACAAGCUCUCACAUUCCCUGGAGCUCCCCGAAACCGGGAACCUGAAGCUCCUCCAUCGCCCGUCCGCCCCAUCGCCGGACAUCAUCCGUCUCCUCAAGUACCACCCUCAGCCCGCCGAGCAGCGCGGGGUUCCACACGCCGCCCACACCGACAUGGGCACGCUAACCUUCCUAUUCACCCGCCAGCCCGGGUUACAGAUCCAGAAUCCCGGUGAAGAGAUCUGGAGAUGGGUGCUGCCGCGCGAGGGCCACGCCAUCGUCAACUUGGGUGACGGCCUCUCCCUGCUCACCAACGGCUACCUGCAGUCCUGUGUCCACCGCGUUGGCCCUCUUCCCGGUCGGGCUAUGCCGACCCGCUAUUCGUUCGCGUACAUGGUGCGUCCGGAGAACCAGACGGUGAUGACUGCGCCGCAGACGGGAUGCAUCCCUGCUCGUGACCCUGAUGCGACGGUGCUGACGGCGCAGGAGUGGUUGGAGAAGAAGUACUCUGUGCUACGGUUGGAUGCGCGGCCGGAUGACUUGAUCAGUUUUCAGGACGCUGGCGAGGAUUCAGAGAUUGGUGGGUCACUAGUUGCUUUCUCCCUGAUCUCAAGAGAAACCUUGUGUAUGCUAUACCUUCGCUAA